AUGGUGAAGGUGACUGAUGACUCAGCCAUUAUCACUACUACACACAACUCACUUCAGCGCUCCUGCCUCAUGAUGGAGCGCUUCCAGGUAAUGUACGGCUGGUUCACGAACUGGCUGAAGUCUCUCAUCUUCCUUCUGAACGUUCUUAACACACCUCACUCCUUACCUAUGCCCUCCAUAUCCCCUGAUGACCCCGUUUCGGACACCGUUAUUUGGCAUGAUGUCCGUGUGGUCACCACGCAUAUUGAGUUUUUGCGAGUUCACAUUAAUGACCCAAAUCACCAGUAUGAAAAACUGCGCGACAUUAUCCUCUCCUUUGAUCUUCCCAAUCUCUCUCUCUGCUUGCCACUAACUGUCCUACGGCGAAUUUUCACUCAGUGCCUUAUCUCUCGCAUACUUCCACACCUUGCAUUCCAGCCCAUCACCCAUCAACAGGCUGUCAAACUCGAACACCUUAUCACUCUUCGCGUUCACCAAUACUUUUCUUUCCCAUUUCGGUUCAACUCACAACUUCUCACCCUCCCUCUCCGCCACUAUGGCUUUGACUUUCCUUCCCUUUCACGUCUGAACGACAGUGCUGCAGUAACCGGACUACUACGCGAUCUCAAUCACCACCACACCACCUUUCACAACAUGGCCCGUAUCACGCUCACUGAUUGGACAUGUGCACUCAACCACUGCGUACCUCCCCUUGACUCGCUCCCAACACCUCGCCUCUUCACUCAUCACACUCACAAUCUUCCCUCAUCUUGGAUUACUGCACACACCGACCUCUGUCGGCUGCAACUUGUUCUUCGACACACUGACCAAUCCUUCUUCUUUUCUGGCGAUGUGUCCCUCCGACAUCUUCUACGAUCAUUACCUCCUUUACUCUCCACCACUCCAUCUCCUGCAAUGAUUACUAACCUUGAACGUGCAGGUCUCUCACACUUACACCACACUGCAUCGUGGUCUCCACGGCCACCUGCCUCAUCCCCUCCCACAUCCUGGACUCUCACUCCUCUCGAAAACGUCCCCCACCUCCUUCGCUUCACCGCCGCAGCCUCCGAUUGGCCCACUGUGCAACAGUGGCUGCAGUCCAUCACCCUUCAAUACCUCGUUGAUAGGCACUCCUCCAAUGGACCAAUUGAAGAUGGAACGGGGAGCUCUGGUGUCAAACAGGAUGACACUCGUGCUGUUGAUGGGAGAUCUAGUGGCCCACAGGCCACUCGUGACUGGACUCUUGCCCUGCCUCGCGACAUGCGACGCACCAUUGCUGAGCUUGCUGUACAAGCCCUUGCAACCUCCUCUCAAAUUCCGCUGUUCCCGUCUUCCUCCCCUCUUUUUGCAUCUGACGGUUCCAUGACCCCAGCAACACCUACCCUCCAUCAAUAUCGCUCUGUCACGUUCGCCGCCACCACACCCUCAUCAACCAUUGUAUGUUCCCUAUCAUCGUUCCGUAAUAGUGCCUCCAUCCUCCACGCCGAAGUUUAUGGUCUCAUUGCUGCCGCCCUCCAAGCCCCUACCGAUCUCUCACAUACUCCUCCGUCUCCGCCUCUCUACACCGACCACCUCAACUCCACCCGUCUUAUCAAUGGCUCCCUAUCGGCAUCCUCCCCUCCCCUCCCACAUCAGUGGUCAUCGCUUCCUGCGCGCUCUCUCUACCGCUGGCUUCGUGAUAUCCUUGCCUCCUCUCCUCAAUCAUUACUCACUCUUACGUACACCCCUGCUCAUAUAACCUCUAAUUCCCCCGCUGCAUCUGCAAAUGCAUUCGUCGACCAUCUCGCUUCUCAUUCUCAUACUCUUGCCUUACCCACCCCUCCUGUACCUACCUUUACCAUGGAUGACUACACUCUUUUUUCCUCCUCCGAUGGCUAUAUCGAAUCUGACCCCUCCACCUAUAUCACCCAAUCCCUCAUCACAACUGUUGUGGAUGACAGUGUGUUCGCGCCCUCUCAUACACUCUCCCUGCCCCUGUACAGUCACUGUGCGCCCCCGGACCAUCCGUACACUCGUGCAUCCUCUGCGUACUCUGCACUUGUGCAGUUGUAUGCCCGUUCUGCUCAACUCGACAUGGCAUACCUACGCUUCGCACGGUUCGGUGACACGCUGCCAUGGUGCUGCUUUGGAUGCUCCGCACUGGAAACACCUCACCACAUCUUCGUGCAAUGCCCCAUAUUUGAGCCGCUAUGCUGCCUCGCCUUUCGUGAUGUGUUCUCGGAGAUGUCCAAGCUCCUCGCCGGAGCUCAGAUCACCACCCAACUCUCCGACCCCAUCCUCCGCAUUGCGAGAUCAUUAUUCGUUGAUGACGUCGCGUGGCCUCAAUACACGUCGUACUACUUCCUCGGUGUUGUACCUCAUAUCCAUGAUGACGGUGACCCUCCACCCACUCACAACUUCCAUCGCCUCUCCGUCCGAAUCAUGCAGAUGUGGCACACUACAGGCAUCCACCUCGCGGGCAGAAUAUGGGGAGACUACAAAUGUCGUGUACGUCCGACACACCAGCCUACAUAUACUUCUCCCACCCUCACACUACCCCCUCACCUUUACCAUCUCCUACCAUCUCUAUAA
This is a messenger RNA of Sparassis crispa, 2550 nucleotides long. RefSeq lists its product as hypothetical. The record is from RefSeq and is a predicted model, not a curated record. Lineage: Eukaryota; Fungi; Basidiomycota; Agaricomycetes; Polyporales; Sparassidaceae. The transcript has a single exon. Bases 1 to 2550 code for a protein of 849 amino acids.